ACACCGGAGACUGCAAGAAUCACACACGAUAAACUAUGCAGUCGUAUUAGGACCAAGCUGAGCGAACACGAUCGAAAAAAAGGCUUCAUAUACGUUUUCCGGGAUGAAAAUCGUAAAGAGGAUGUCUGGAAAAUCGGCGUCACCGAGCGCGUGUACAAUGAACGAAUGGAAGAACACAUUAACUGUUGCAAGCUUAAACCAGUCGUCGCCCACGUGUCGGCCCAAGUGAUUCAAAACUGCAAUCUCUUGGAAAGGCUCAUACAUCGCGAUUUGUGUUAUGAGGUGAGGUAUCGCUCCUGUCCCAACAAAACAAAGGGACAUAACGAGUGGUUUGCAGUCUCAAAAGAUAUGGCGGUCGAGACUGCGAAGAAGUGGGAGCGUUUUAUACACGAGGGAAAGCCGUAUGAUUCGCAAGGGAAUCUCAACGUCGUGUGGAGUUAUGUGCUGGAGCAACGGUCCCCAGCGGCUCUUGACGUACACAACAUGUCUCAUGAUGCUCGACACGAGCAAUGGGCUGCUAUCCUUGCACCCCCAACGUACAGCGACUACUUCCAUGCCUACUUAGCAUAUGCACGUUCUGAGCUUAAAGCCACCUACGAUUGGGUGUACAUGUUCUUCUGGCAAUUGUCGACAAUACUGUAUAGCUUGCAUACGCUCGCGUUGUGUAAGAAUCGCCCAGCGUUUUAUGCGCUUGUCUUUGUGCUUGGAUGCGCUGUGUUGCCGAACUUUCGGCUUCAGUCCACUGAGAAACAAAAGGUUAGCUCGCCCAAGAAA
Bipolaris sorokiniana ND90Pr is the source of this 774-nucleotide messenger RNA. RefSeq lists its product as uncharacterized. The transcript has a single exon. The annotation marks the transcript as partial. The record is from RefSeq and is a predicted model, not a curated record. Lineage: Eukaryota; Fungi; Ascomycota; Dothideomycetes; Pleosporales; Pleosporaceae.